Cladocopium goreaui is the source of this 681-nucleotide messenger RNA. NCBI's taxonomy places the organism in Eukaryota, Dinophyceae, Suessiales, Symbiodiniaceae. The record is from the annotation of a GenBank genome assembly.
AUGCGGCGCAAACAGAAAAACAUGGGCAGCAAGGGCCGUUGGGUGAGCGCCAGCCAUUGGCUGCAUCACCGUCGGCAAGCUGUCCAAUCAGCUGUCUCUGGUGAAAAGAUUGGGGAGCGGGUGUCAUCCAGAAAGGUUGCCAUAUCAAGGAUGGCAAAAAGAAUGUGGGGUGAAAAACAUGAGAACGAAAAGCGAUUCAAUUUGAAGAAGGAAACUGAACGGCGUAUUGGAGCAUUUCGACAGGGCUUGAUCUUUAAGGGGAAGAAACGGUUGGCAAGACAAGCUGUGGCUGCGGAUGAAGCCGAGAAGAAGAAACGGAAAUUGUAUUUCAAAUCACUCCAACUACGUGAUGAAGCGGUGGAAGGUCCCCGAGGAGCACUACCUACGUUCGAAAACAUGGUGGUUUUAAAUCCUGUUGGUGACAAACUGCGGGAUGUUGUCAAGAAGAGAGGAUCAAAAUUGGUCACUUCCAUGUCCAAGGUGACCGCCGUUCUACAAAAAGAUGCGCUGAAGCCAAACAUGACUGCUUCCUUUUUUGCUUUUCUCAAAGGAGUGUAUGUGGCAUCGCACAAGUACUUCCAAACCAAAGGAAAACGUGGUCUUCUCAUUCCAUACAAGUUGUCAAAAGAAUUACUUGUUGGAAGCCCGACUCCUUCAUCCUGGAGAAUCUCAAAACGCUGA